Vigna angularis (adzuki bean) is the source of this 2447-nucleotide messenger RNA. RefSeq names its product probable L-type lectin-domain containing receptor kinase VII.2. The transcript has a single exon. Gene Ontology annotation, biological process: protein phosphorylation. Gene Ontology annotation, cellular component: plasma membrane. NCBI's taxonomy places the organism in Eukaryota, Viridiplantae, Streptophyta, Magnoliopsida, Fabales, Fabaceae. Gene Ontology annotation, molecular function: ATP binding; carbohydrate binding; protein kinase activity. The record is from RefSeq and is a predicted model, not a curated record. The coding region runs from base 211 to 2226 and encodes 671 amino acids.
AGAUUUUUUGGACCAUUUUGAUAAUUUCUUGGAAGGAACACAUGUCUGCAAACUGAAACAUUCUUCUUUGGAGGUGAAGAAACACCAAAGAAUCAAAUGGAUAAGUAAAAAACAUUUUUUAAUAUGUUAAGGUUAGCUUACCCUUCCUUUGAUCACUUUCAUAUUUGUUCUUAGAAACAAAAUCUUGUCAAAAGAUCUCUACCAUCUUCCAUGUCAAACCUUCUCAUCUCUUCCCUUCUUCUCACCACAAACCUUAUCUUUCUAACCUCAGUUUCAUCCACAGAGUUCAUCUACAACACCAACUUCAACUCCACCAACACUCUUAUCUAUGGCAACGCCACUAUUCAAUCUUCCAUUCUCACCCUUACCAAUAGCUCCACCUUCUCUGUGGGCCGUGCUUUCUACCCUUUUAAGAUCCCCACCAAAUCUUCCAAUUCUUCAACCCCUUUACCUUUCUCAACCUCCUUCAUUUUCUCCAUUGCUCCGUUCAAAGGCCUUCUCCCUGGCCAUGGCUUUGUCUUCAUAUUCACACCUUCUGCAGGCACCAUUGGGGUGAGUUCUGCUCAGCAUCUGGGCCUCUUCAACUUAACCAACAAUGGUGAUCCCAACAACCAUGUCUUUGGCAUUGAGUUUGAUGUGUUUGACAACCAAGAGUUCGAUGACAUCGAUGAAAAUCAUGUGGGGGUGGACGUAAACUCUCUUGUUUCUUUUGCUUCCCAUGCUGCUGGAUUUUGGGGUGGGAACGAUGGUGACAGGUUUGAGGAUUUGAAGCUUAAUAAUGGUGAGAACUAUCAAGUGUGGAUUGACUAUUUAGAUUCCAGAGUUAAUGUUACGAUGGCUCUUGCAGGCCAAAAGAGACCCAAGAAGCCUUUGAUUAGUGAACUUGUGGAUCUCUCUGAAGUGCUUUUGGAUGAAAUGUAUGUUGGAUUUUGUGGGGCAACAGGGCAGCUAGUAGAGAGUCAUAAGAUUUUGGCUUGGAGCUUCAGUAACUCAAAUGUUUCUAUCGGUGAUGCUUUAGUUACUACAAAUCUGCCUUCAUUUGUGCUUCCCAGAGAAUCUAUUCUUAGGUCAAAAGGUUUUGUUGUAGGGAUCACUAUAGGUGUUUUGUUUGUCAUCGGUAGUGCAGUUGUAAUGUUUGUGUUUUUUCUCAGAAGAAAAAGGAGCAAAAGAAAGGAGGAGGAAGAAGACAUUGAAGACUGGGAACUAGAGUAUUGGCCACACCGUGUAAGAUAUGAGGACAUUUAUGCUGCAACUAAAGGAUUUUCAGACCAAAAUGUAAUUGGGUUUGGAGGGAAUGGAAAAGUGUAUAAAGGGCUUCUCCAAGGAGUGCAAGUUGCAGUCAAAAGAAUUCCUUAUGACAGUAAACAUGGAAUGAGAGAGUUUUUGUCUGAGAUUUCAAGUUUAGGCAGGUUGAAGCAUAGGAAUGUGGUUCCAUUGAGAGGUUGGUGUAAGAAGGAGAAAGGGAACUUGAUCUUAAUCUAUGACUAUAUGGAAAAUGGAAGUUUGGAUAAAAGAAUAUUUGAUGGUGAUGAGAACACAGUUUUUGGUUGGGAGGAGAGAGUGAAGGUGCUGAAGGAUGUAGCUCAUGGUAUAUUGUAUUUGCAUGAUGGUUGGGAGGUUAAGGUGUUGCACAGAGACAUCAAGUCAAGCAAUGUGUUGCUUGAUAAGGAUAUGAAUGCAAAAUUGGGGGAUUUUGGACUUGCCACAAUGCAUCAUCAUGAGCAGAUAGGUCACACAUCACAAGUGAUUGGAACUGUUGGUUUCAUGGCACCAGAACUUGUUCAUACAGGGAGAGCCUCAACUCAGAGUGAUGUGUUCAGCUUUGGAGUGUUGGUUUUAGAGGUGGUGUGUGGGAGAAGGCCAAAUGAGGAAAACAAGCCAACCUUGGUUGUUUGGUUGAUGGGGCUAAUGGAGAGAGGAGAAGAGUGUUGUGGUCUUGAUGAAAGAUUAAAAGGGAGAAGUGAAUGUGAAUGUAAGAUUGAUGAGGUUAAGAGGGUUAUUCAUCUUGGUUUGUUGUGCACUCAUCCUGAUCCUCAUGUUAGGCCAAGUAUGAGACAGGUUGUGAAAGUGCUUGAGGGAGAGGAUUUAGAUGGAAGCUUGGUUGAGAAAAUAAAUUCAGCAGCUGAAUAUGUUGGGAGCUUUGGUAACAGCAUUCACCCCACAAUUCAGGAUAUUUUUGCCUCCCACUUCUCUUACUCAACUGUGUGUGACACUGAGGGCAGAUAAAUAGCCUAGAAAAUCAUUUCAGUAUUGGUUCAUUGAAACAACUGCAAAAUGCAUCAUUGCAAAUUUGCUAAGUGUGUCCCCAGUGACAGUCUUGGCUAUUGUUACACACCGGUUGAAUUGUUUGUAUAUGAAAAUGGCAUUCUGUAUAUGCUUUAAAAUUUUGUUCUAUUCAAAGUACUUGUUUACUAUAUAAUAAUAGAUUCCAAUGUGAUUUUUUUUAA